Messenger RNA from Anarrhichthys ocellatus (wolf-eel), 1514 nucleotides. RefSeq names its product dipeptidyl peptidase 2-like. Gene Ontology annotation, molecular function: serine-type exopeptidase activity; dipeptidyl-peptidase activity. Lineage: Eukaryota; Metazoa; Chordata; Actinopteri; Perciformes; Anarhichadidae. Gene Ontology annotation, biological process: proteolysis. The record is from RefSeq and is a predicted model, not a curated record. Gene Ontology annotation, cellular component: vesicle. The transcript has 7 exons. Bases 16 to 1023 code for a protein of 335 amino acids.
ACAGACACAUGCGAUAUGCGCAUGCGCAGUCAUCCGAGCAGGAGUCUGCAGCGCGCUUGGAAUAUGAGCAGCCCGCUCGUUGUGUUCACGGUGACAGUAGCCCUGCUCGGUGUGCACGUGCUGCACGGCCUCCCGUACUCUUACCUUCAGCCAAGGAGCCAUCAUGGAGUCAAGACAGAGACGUUCAGCGAGAAGUACUUCACUCAGACUGUGGACCACUUCAACUUCAACAGCAUGGGGAACGGGACGUUCCUCCAGCGGUACCUGAUCACAGAGGAGUACUGGACGCAAGGCUACGGUCCCGUCUUCUUCUACACCGGCAACGAGGGCGACAUCUGGGAGUUUGCAGCCAACUCUGGCUUCAUCACAGAGCUGGCUGCUCAGCUCAGAGCCGUGGUCAUAUUCGCUGAACAUAGGUACUACGGCACAUCUCUGCCGUUUGGCAAAGACUCGUUCAGCGUCCCUCAGAUCGGCCUGCUGACGGUGGAGCAGGCCCUCGCUGACUACGCCGUCAUGAUCCGGGACCUGAAGCAGCAGCUGGGGGCCGCAGACUGUCCCGUCAUCGUGUUUGGUGGCAGUUAUGGUGGGAUGCUGUCGGCCUACAUGAGACUCAAGUAUCCGAACAUGGUGGCUGGAGCUCUGGCUGCCAGCGCCCCCGUGCUGUCCACUGCGGGGCUGGGACACUCCGGCCAGUUCUUCAGAGAUGUAACAGCUGAUUUUGAGAGCGUUGCCUCUGAAUGCAGAGAUGCUGUGAGAGGAGCCUUCCAUCAGCUGACAGGACUAGCACAGCACCAAGAUUACAGUCGCAUCCAGUCCGAGUUCUCGCUGUGCAAGCCUCCAUCAUCUGCUCAGGACAUCCACCAGCUGAACGGGAUGCUGAGGAACGCCUUCACUCUGCUGGCCAUGCUGGAUUACCCGUACAGCACUCACUUCAUGGGGAGCAUGCCCGCCAACCCUGUCAAGGUAACAGCAGAGCAGUCACACAUCUGGUUAACAGCAGCACAUCUGCCCAUAUAUCUGUAACAAAACAAGUGAAUAUUAGAGCAGCGUAUGUUUAAAUGAGUGCAGAUAUACAGGACAUUAGUCGUACUGCUCGAUAAGUAACCACAACGUCACAGAGCACAAUGAACAUCAACUCAUGUUUUAUUGUCUGAUUGAUGAAAGUCUGAAACAUUGGUAUUGGUAUUGCUCCAGAGUGUGGAUGAUGUUCUAGAGUUUAUAUUGUGUGUCUGGACGACUAACGCACUGAAUGAACAGUAGUCUGGUAUCAGACAGGCUUCAGUGGACAUUGCUCUGGUCAUCCUUGUUACUGCAGCACAUUGUGACACAUCGACUCAACGGGAGAGCUAGUUUACUCUAAAGGGAACGGUUCUCUGGACUCGUGAUGUAGGAAACGGGCUGGUUUGCAUUAAUACGAGCGUGGGAAGUUGUUUCUGAGAGGCCUCUAGAGCAGAGCGCCCCCUAGCUGCCAUCUGCUCACCACUGGCUGCUCUCAGUCUGUGUAGCAGCACUGA